This is a messenger RNA of Amphimedon queenslandica, 9640 nucleotides long. RefSeq lists its product as uncharacterized. The transcript is spliced from 5 exons. Lineage: Eukaryota; Metazoa; Porifera; Demospongiae; Haplosclerida; Niphatidae. Bases 269 to 9418 code for a protein of 3049 amino acids. The record is from RefSeq and is a predicted model, not a curated record.
UGCCGGCAUGUGUGGAAAGAUGUCCUCUCCGUCUUGUCCGAAGUUGUUGUGAAGCAAAGAGAGAGACGAGGAACCAUCUGCUGCUUUUAUUUAAAUACCUAAUCCUUCAGAGGAAGUAUUCACACAUUAACAAGACUUGUUGGAUUGUCCUCAUUGUUGAUAUCAGAUUGUAGAGAGGCUGUUGUACAAGGUGAAGCAAGAGUACCUUUUACAAUUGAGAAAGAUAAAUUUGCACAUUUUGGAUUCAAAGGAUUAAAGGAUUAUAAAAAUGUCACAGCUAAUCUCUUAUCAUACAAAGCGUAAAGUCUUUGUUACGACGGUAGCCCAAGAAGGCCUGUUCUAUGUUCACUUGGAUACACCAGAAGCAUUUGACUUACCCAGACUCUCUCAAGAGAUAGCCGAAGUGGUCCGAAACAAUUUGGAUAAGAAUAGAAGCUUCUCACCUUCGGUGGGUGCCAAAUGCUUUGCCCAGUCGCUACUAGACAAUACAUGGUAUCGGAGUCUUGUUAUGAGUUUAGACUCUCCUACUACUUACAGUCUAUAUUAUCUUGAUUAUGGUUAUACGGAAGCCAAUGUCCCUGUUUCUCGCCUCUUUCCUCAUAUUUCUAAAUUUUUCGAGAUGCCUUAUCAAGCCGUCCAGUGCCAGUUGGCUAAUUUUGUUCCUAAAGAUGGCGUCUGGACGGAAGAGGUUGUUGCUGCUUUAUCUGAUAAUAUUAACAUGCAGGAAGUCCCUGCCUUGUUUUGGGGUGAGUGUCCGGAUUAUGCUUCCUUCCUCACAGAGCACGAUGUUCCAUGUUACCUCACCACCCUUUACUGGGAGGAGUCCAGCGACUACACCGUUGCCGAGGAAAUGGUUUCCAUGGCGAUGGGGACACACCCGGAAGAGUCGCCCGAAAAGAUGCUCUCGGUUCCAAAGUCAAAACUGAUCAAGAAGCCCCUGGCCACACCUCCAACUGAGUCUGAGGCUACGCCCACUGGAUCCAAAUAUGCUUACCUGUCAUUUGAGAUUGGUUUGGAGUACAAGAUUUAUAUUUCUCAUGCCGAGUCGCCUGACGUCGUCUGGGGCCAGUUCUCUGAUCGUACUGACGAACUAAAUCAACUUGUGAUUGACCUACAAAGUGGUUUGUCAGCUAAUAAAGUUCAAAUACUUGAGGGCGGGCUACUAGCACCUGGUGAGCCCUGCUGUGUUAGAUACUCUGAUGGUAACUGGUGCAGGGGACUUAUAGACGAAUGGGAUGAGGCAUCGUUCAUUGCUAAAGUUCUUUAUGUUGAUUACGGGAAUACUGAGUCAGUGGAAGUAUCUGCAAUAUUCUCAAUGCCACGCCAGUUUUUCAAGGUACCGGCACAAGCUGUUAGCUUCUCUAUGGCAGGAAUACGUCCUGUAUCAGAUAAAUGGUCUCCUGAGGCCAUUGCUUGUUUUGAAGAGUUAUACACAGAUGUUGAGCUACUAGCUGUCAUUAAAGGUCAAGAUGAAGAUGGGUAUCCUUCUGUAGAGCUUAAGGACGUUGCUUUGGGCCAAAGCCUUGGAGAUAUACUAAUACAAGAAGGACAUGCUAUUUCUAUUGAGCCACGGUCACCUCCUGACACAAGUAAUAUAGAGGAGAAGAGAGACAAUAGUGUUGAUAAACAACCCACUAAAACAGCAUCUCCAAUUAAAUCUUCUCCAACUAUGACUCCCACCAAGAAACCGUCUUUCAAUCCUUUCAGAGAAGCUGUGGUACCAGUUCAGUCCCCUCUAUCUGUCUCUGUCCCUUAUAUAGUCACUUUGGAUAAGUUUUACUGUCAAAUUAACGAUCAUUUGGACGAACUCAACAAGUUAUCCACUCUGAUUGGUCAAUAUGCCGUCUCCCCAGACGCCGAGAAAAUACCAGUCGCAAGGAAAAACCUUCCCGUCCUUGCAAAGUCCUCAGAAGACGAUAACUGGUACAGGGCCCGACUUUGUCCACCAGAAGAAGGUGGAGAGAGUAAAUGGAGUGUGGACUUUGUUGAUUAUGGUAACUCUGAGUUGGUUAAUUUGGAUCAUGUUAGGGUCAUCCCCGAGUCAUUCCUUCGCCUUCCGAUUCAAGCAUUUGAGUGCUCUUAUUGUGAUAUUGAUCCAUCUCUAGUUGAAAAUGACGAAAUUAUAAAUUCGUUUUUUGACAUGGUAGCUGCCACGCCCACAACAUGUAUGGCUAGCAGGUUGGAAAAGAGGGAGGGUCGUUCUGUUUAUUCGGUUCAAUUUUUCAUAAAAGGAAAAGAUAUAAUGACGGAAUUAAUAUCCAACAGUAAGACUGCUGGAAGUCUAAGUAGUGGGUGUGGUCAGAAAGUCAGUACUCAGUCUACUUCAAAUGAUAUACCUCGUCUAACAUUAGUCACUGAUAGACCAGUCUCUGUUGUUAUUUCAAAUAUUGAGUCGCCAUUAGGAUUCUCCUGUCAAUUAGAAGAGAACUCUAAUUCUCUCUCCCUUCUUGUCUCUCAGAUGACUGAACACUACAACGAUCCGUCCACUCCAACGAAACCAGUCAAACCGGUUCCUGGAACCUGUUGUGCCGCCCUGUUUGACCAGGACUCUCUCUGGUAUCGGGGAAGAAUCCUCUGUGUGGACGGGAGUGACUCCAUUGAGAUCUUGUUUAUCGAUUAUGGUAACAAAGAGCUGAUAAUGUUGAAGAAUACGAGAGAUUUAUUAUCAAAAUAUUUAUCGCUUCCAAUUCAAGCCGUGUCAUGCUCACUCACUGGUAUCAAGGAGGAUGUGAUUACAGACGAUUUGAUCACAUAUUUUCAGGAUCAGUGUCUAGACAAUCAGUAUCAGUGUCAGUUCAAGUUGAGUGAUGCCGUGUCAAGUGUAUCGUGUCAACUGGUUGAUCCCAUGUCAGGCGUAUCAGUAACUGAUCUCAUUCUGAAAUCCAUUGAUUCAAACACUAAAUCAGAUACCAGCCCUUGUACGAGCGAACCUCCGUCAUCAAAACCCUCAGGAUCUCACUCUUCAAGGAGUGAUAGAUCCUCUCCGAGUGGAUCUCAGAAAAGCUACGAGAGUAUCACGAGAGACAAAGGAAGAAAUGAGACUGGUUUCAGAGACAGCGUGAAGGAGCCCUCUUUCGAUUCCAGACAGAGGGACACUUCUCGCGAGAGUACCUCCAGGAGAGAAAGAUACCGAUCAGAUGAAGAAAAUAGAGAGAGAAGGGACGCACCUUCCUCUUUCGAUUCCAGACAGAGGGACACUUCCCGCGAGAGUACCUCCAGGAGAGAAAGAUACCGAUCAGAUGAAGAAAAUAGAGAGAGAAGGGACGCACCUUCCUCUUUCGAUUCCAGACAGAGGGACACUUCUUGCGAGAGUACCCCCAGGAGAGAAAGAUACCGAUCAGAUGAAGAAAAUAGAGAGAGAAGGGACGCACCUUCCUCUUUCGAUUCCAGACAGAGGGACACUUCUCGCGAGAGUACCUCCAGGAGAGAAAGAUACCGAUCAGAUGAAGAAAAUAGAGAGAGAAGGGACGUACCUUUUAAAAGGAGCGAGAGCUACAGAGACGAGAGAAGGAGCUCUGAUUAUAGCAGUAGAAGAGAGAGAAGCAGGGAUGGAUCGUUCGAGAGUACAAGAAGACGGGACGAGAGUUCUGGUAGGGAUUAUCACCAUAAGAGGAACAAUAGUGAGUCUAGUCAGAGUUCUUAUAGAUCAGGAGCUCAGGAUGUCAUUGACCCAUUCCGCCCUAGUCUCUCUUCUCCAAUGAGUGGGCGUGUCUCUCAUUUUGUGUCUCCGUUAGAGUUUUAUGUACAGCCAUCUUGGAAUGCUCAGAAACUAGCGUCUACAAUGUCGUCGAUUGCUUGUUUUUACGGGGACGAGAAAAGAGGCGCGGUUUUUACAGACCCGACGACCGGGUCUUAUUGUUGUGCAUUAAUUGGAGAUAAGCUACAGCGCUGUAAAGUGACCGAGGUUUUGCCUGAUGGGAGUGUGAGGGUUUUUUGUCUAGACGAAGGCUCGACUCACCUCAUCAGCAGCAUCUGUGAAGAAUUUUACGUUCUAGAGAGGCAGUUUUAUUAUCUGUUUAGUCAGGCUGUUCGCUGCUCUCUGGCCGACUUUAAAAACCUAGCAGCCGAAGAGGUUUCUAAACUCUCUAACGAGAUCAGGUCUGCCAUACUGGGACGAAAUGUAGAAGUGACCUUUAGGACUGACCGACAUGGUGACUGCUAUGAAGUGGAUUUAUCUGUCAAGCAAUCGCUGACUGAAGUACUGUCCAGCAAGAGAACCUCAACUGCUACUAAAGGAAACACUGAGAUUAGUAAAGUUCCUUCAACUGAACUGACAGCUCCUCCUUUCCAGCUCCUAUCAACAGGACAAGAGGAAGAAGCCAUGAUACUGUCCAUCUCCUCUAUCGGCUCCAUUUAUGUACAACUAUUAUCCAGUGAAGAGUCUAUGACGGAGCUAACAGCAGGGAUUGAAACCUUUAUGAAGAACCCUGCACCUCACGUGAACCUGGGGACUAAUAUUUUAAAAGUAGGAGGCAUCGUUCUUGGCAAAUUCACCGAAGAUGACAGCUGGUACAGAGCCAUAAUUACCGCCCUAUCAGGAGGGACGGUCAGUCUGUUUUAUUUCGAUUACGGGAACCAAGAAGAUGUCCCUGUAAAUCGGGUACAUCCCAUUUCCCCUUCUCUCUCCUCUUUCCCUCGUCAAUCAAUAGAGUGUGCUCUGGAAGGAAUGGAGGAUCUAGCUCCCUCGGGAAAAGAUUUUAAAAAUAUGGAGAGUGAGUUAUUUGAAGCCUCGUGUACUAUUAGUGUAGUAAAAUGUAAUGAGACUAAUGGCCUACAUAUUGUGAGGAUUAAACUCGCCGAAGGUUCUUGUGAUCUUAUUGAAUGGGUUUUAAAUAACGGAUACUACACAAGGAAACCAGCUACACAGACAAGCACUGCAACCCCCCAGGGGAAUAUUGAGAGGAAUAUUACUGCCCCCUUGGGUAACAACGAAGCUGCUGCUAUUGUUACAGACAAAAAACCUCCUGGAAAAGAUGGUAUUUUAUCACAACGAGAGUCCGAGCGUUUGAUAAAGAGUUAUCCUGUGAGCGUUGGUGAGUCCCUCUCUGUCUAUCUCUCGUAUCAAGAGGACGAGGCUGACGAUGGAAGAAAGAGAGUCUGGGUGACACCAGCUGUGCAAUCAGUUGAAUUGGAGGCUUUGAGAGAUCAACUAGAAGAGGAAUACUCAUCUAUUGAGGCUGACCAACUCAUACCUAAUCCAAAAACCGGUCAAACCUGUUGUGCCAAGUAUUCCGCUGACGGCAAGUGGUACAGGGCUCUUGUGUUGGCCCCGCCCUCUCCGUCUAUCCUAGUCCUCUUUGUUGAUUAUGGUAACACUGAUAUUGUCAGUGAAGUAUUUGUACUUAAAAAUGAACUUAGAUCUUUACCGAUGUCGGCAAUCUGUUGUAGACUAGAAUCAUCUACCGAAGCUAUAGAAUGGGACGAGCCCCUAUCGUUCCAGUUCCUCUCGCAAGAGGAGCUACCCACGUCUUGUUUGCCACUGUGGAAUGUCCAAGUGACCCAGAUCACCUCUUCAUCGGUGAGCGAGAGGUGUCCUUCUCCUCUCCAGCGUCCUCCCUCUCCGCUAAAAGAGUCCAGUAUACCAAUGCUUCAAGUGAAGACAGGAGAGAAGUACGAGGUCUACAUCAGUCAUUCUGAGUCUCCAUCUCUCUUUUAUUGCCAGCUGGUGAAGGAGAGCCAAGAUCUUGACGAGCUGAUGGCUCAUAUUGCUGAUUUUUAUACCGACAAGUUCCUUCACUUGGAGCCAGAGAUUGGAUCUUAUUGUGCAGCGAAAUAUAACAAGAACAACAGCUGGUAUAGGGCACAGAUCAUUGAAGUCAUUCCGAGAAGUGGAGAAGAAGUAGGAGAGACGCCGGACGUUAAAGUUUUAUUUGUUGAUUAUGGUAACGAAGAGGUUGUGAGUCCUUCUAACAUGAUACAGAAAUUGGAUUGUCAGUUUACUCAUCUUCCCUGUCAGGCUUUGCCUUGCUCUCUUCUCUCGUCUGUGAGGGAGUCGUUCACAGAAGAGCAGCUGGAAGCUUUCUUCUCUCUCAAUUUUGACGAGGACUCAUUCACAAUACAUCUCAAGUCCCUCUUACCGUCGAGCGAAUGGCACGUCGAACUAAGCGAUCAACAAGGAACAACUCUGAACGAAUUAUUCACAUCACCGUCAGGUUCUCCUCGACUUCCACUGGUGGGUGGGGAAACCACACCCACUUACUACCUACCCCAGUACCAGCCAGGAUCCACUGUGGACGUUUUUGUUACUUGCGUCAAUUCUCCUGAUAACUUUUACUGUCAACCUCUCGGUCUUGCAAGUCAACUCGAAGAACUCAUGUCUACAAUAUCAGAAUUCAUGUCGUCAGUCCAGGCUCCUAAACCAUCCCCACUGGAAACAUUAGAACCUGGUCAAACCUGUUUGGCUCGUUAUUCCGAUGACUCGGAGUGGUAUCGUGGUCAGAUCGACUCGGUGAAUAUCCCGGAGAGGAAGAUAUUUGUGCGUUAUGUUGAUUACGGUAAUCUCUUUGUGUUGGACGAGAGUAAGGUCGUUCCCCUCCCUCCUCAGUUUCUGAGUGUACCUGUUCAAGCGUUACACUGCUCUGUCAUGAAACCGGGCGGAGAACACGAGGAUGGACAUAAAGUCACGCCCACGAUAUCCGAGAGAUUUAUAAGAACUGUGAAAGAAGAGGAGCAGUACGUGCUGACCGUCCUCUCCUCCUCGGACUCUAAAUAUUUCGUUGAUGUUUAUGUCGGGAGUCAGAAAGUAAACUUUUCAUUUUUGGACACGAUGAGCAGUCCCCUUAACACUAGCUCGCGGGAUGACGAACUCAGUAAAGACCUUGAGAUAUCUCCAUUCCACUCUACGGAUGGUGGGGCUGAGAACCUAUUACUAAAGAUGUCGAAAUCCCCUACAACGGAUUUGGAGGAGUCCGAAGAGGACAGCACUGCGACUGGCGAGCCGUUGAUCCAUGCUCCUUGUCAUUUGUCGCUAGUUGCCGGCGAGACUCUUCAAGUUAACGUGGUGUAUGUAAAGGACCCGUCGUUGUUUUAUAUACAGAGGGUGGACUGUUAUGCUGAGCUUGAGUCUCUGUCGAACGAGAUAGCUCAGUAUUGUGCCGAUUGUGCCGGUCAGCUGUAUCAGAAAUCGUAUCAAAGCGGUGAUUUUGUGUUAGCUCAGUACGAAUCUGACGUCACUUGGUAUCGGGCUCACGUGCUCGAGCAAGUCUCUGUCGACUCUUUUCUUGUGAGGUUCAUAGACUAUGGCAACAAGGAGACUGUGACUUCUAAAAAUAUGAUUAUGUGUCCAGGGAAUUUCCUAGAACUGCCAGUCCAAGCGAUAGCUGUGUCUCUAGCUCAGGUUCCAUCUAGAGAGGGCUGGCCUGAUGAAUAUUCAAAGUGUAUUGUAGAACUAACUGAAGGAAAGGAGCUUCAAGCAACUGUUGUGUUACCCGGUCGUCAGAAUAUACCCGCUAGUGUAUCUCUCCUUGAUCCUGAGACAGGUUUGGACAUAGCGUCAAAAGUUCUUGAGGAAUUGGACAAGGAGUGUGAAGAGGGCGGAGCUCCUGACUCUAAGCUCCUCCUACAAGAAGGGGAGCCUAUCAGUCAACAGGACCAAUCAUCAGUUUCGGUUGAGGGAAGUAAAGAAGGAGAGAGUCCUUCUAGUUUCGACGGGGAGGAUCUAGGUACUAAGAUAGAGACCCUGAGAGAGAAAUUGGAACUCGUUUGCAUCAAGGAAAACAGUUCUUCCAAGAUACCACAAGAAAGCCUCUCGCAAGCUAAUAAUAAUAAUAAUACUAAUGAGGGCGUGGCCAAGGAACCUACUGAUGAAAUGCCUUCCACUGACAUUGUAGAAAAUGUUGAAGAGAAUAGUAAAGAUGAAAGCAAUGUACAUGUAGGAGUAAAGGAAGAGGAGCUGGAAGAUGUUGAACACAAAGAUGAUGACGAUGUGGUACCAGAGCUGUCAUUAGAAGGAUCAGAGUUAGAAGCAGAACAGACUGGUAAUGCAAUAGAGACUGAAGCUACUGCCAUUGAACAAGAAGAAGAAGGAGAUGAAGACAAAGAAGGUGACCUCAACACUGAUGAGCUCUCAAAUCCUCAGGAGCCUGUAGAUGCUGAUAUCCCUGACAACGUAACCACACCAGAGGGAGCUGCUAAUGAUGAAGACAUGAAUAUUGAAGAGGCUCAUAUUGUGGCUGAUAUCUGUCAGCCUAACUUGAAGGAAGUAGCUCCAGAAUCUAUGGAUCCUCCAAAAACUGACGAAGGAGCCUCCAUUCUACGCCAAUAUGGCCGUAUAAAUCUGAGUGGUGAUGCCACAGGUGGAUUUUCUGACUUAAAAAGUGAAGCAACAUCUCAACUGCAGCAAACCGAAGGAGCUUCAAUCAUUAAUACGAUAGAUACUGAAGCUGCUGAUUCAUGUACUAGUGUACAAGCUGAUGUAGAUACAUCAGAAACAACCUGCUUACCAAAGACUGACUCUACUGUCACCAUUGAAACUGAUCAGUCUCUUAAAUCUGAGUCUUUACUCUCUACUGAAUCUGCUGCUGGACUUCAAUUAGAAUCAGCUACUACUGCUACUAAAAUGGAACAUAAUGCAGAACCCUCUGCUAGUGCAGAUAUUACAGAAUCCACUGCUGCACCUAAUGAAGUCUCGCUCCCCACUCUAGAGGUUGGUUCCCAGUACAAGGUCUUCAUAGUUAGUAUUGAUAGUCCCUAUGAUUUCAUUUGUCAUCUCUCUGGCUAUGACCCAGUCAUAGAAGCAGUGUCUUCCCUUCUCUCUGAUAUAUACCAGUUUGCUCCAGAGGGUCAGUAUACUAUUUCUAACGAAGAGCUCGUUGUUGGUCAGCUAGUGUGUGCUCAGUUUUCCGAAGAUGAUUCCUAUUAUCGUGCAAGGGUACUCCACAAGAUAGACAAAGACUACGAAGUUGAGUAUUUGGAUUACGGGAAUCAGGAGGUGGUCCCUCUGACGAGAAUUUUCAAGCUCCACCCACAACUAUUGACAUCUUGUUAUCCUCCUUUUGCUCUACAUUGCUCGCUCUCUGACCUACCGGCAGAGAGGAAAGAAGAUGAAGAAGAGAUAGGUCGUCUUGUUGAUGCAAUGAAAGGACUCAUUAGUGAAGACGAACCAACUCUCAUGGAAGUUGUGUCCCGCCCUCCUCCUGGAAAAGAUUAUGAGAAUUAUGAAGUGAAACUUUUUAGCAGAAAUGAGUCUGUGUGUGGUGAAGGAAUGGAGACUAUUAAUGCUAGCAUAUCACAAUUACUAGAGACUGGUAGUUACAAUAGUGUCCCCGGUCAUCAGAAAGGGACAAAGGAAGUAGUACUAAAUGAGAGAGUCCAGAUGAAUGGAUCAACUCACUUAAGUGAUAUUGAUUUGAAUAUUCCAAUAGAUUCUAAAACCAAAGGACACACCACUGCUUGUGUUGAAGGCAGCAACUCCACAUAAUGCUGUAGAUGCUUUGAACUCCUCUAGUAAUUAUUAUUGCUAUAGCUGCCAUGUACAAAUUGAUUAAUAAUAACGCAUACAAAUCAAUCUUUGUUUAUCAUUUUCCAUGCAACACUUUUAUUAUUUUGCUUUCUUUGCAUAGAGAUACAUGCAUGCGUUGUGACUUUGAUUUAUGUCCACUGUAUCAUUUAAAAUUUAUGACAAGAAACCAAUUUAAACUGA